UACUAUUUAGCCUGUUAGUCAUUCGGCGAUUCACAAUGGGAACGGUGCACGUAGGUUUAUGUAUUCUAAGUAUAGUUAAUUUAAUAAAAUGCGGGUAUCCACCGACAGGGGAUGAAGUGGUGCCCGGUAGCGUAUUGCUGCCGGCUUCGAGAAGGGGCCGGUACCUCGCCAACAUAGUGCGGCGGCAGGCAGUGGAUGGUACUGGAAUCAAAUUCAACAAGGAUGCUGAUCGGAUGAACGCCGAAGCGAAGAAGAAAGUCGACGUACUCUCCGAAGAGCUUCUUCCUUACAUCAUUGCUGAACAGGAACGGAGGACCACACUCCAUAAGCGAGUGAUGACUGCCAUACAGAACGGAGAGAAGGGCGUCACGAUAGUCGAGAUGAGGAAUAAACCGCCACUUAUCAUUAGGAAAGGGCUGAUGUACCGCUGCCCGGCGAACCGCGCGCCGAGGGAGCCGGACGGAUCCGGCGUCCUCAUGUGCGAGGACGACAUCACGCCCACCCAGAUCAUGUACGACGCGUGCCUCAGCGCCGAGGACAAGGAGCUCUACAACGCGGAGAACAAAUACUUCUUCUGCAACCGUCACAAGAUCGAAGGCCCCGAUCUACCCCGUAACGGCACGACCGUAUACGGCUGCGCGCCCAUAGAACGGACUUCCUUCAACUACACGACUUCCAAGUGUUCACUGGAGGACACUGAGGACGUCGUGGUGCACUACCGGUAUUAUCCGGACAGGACGUAUAAAUACGUGACGGAAUUGGACCCGGACCGAGAGGUGUGCGACCACUGGAACCCAUGCCAGAUCGGUUACAUAUUCAGUCUACCCUCUCCUGACAUGGCGACCCCCGCCAGCGAACUGUGGCAGGACAGUAUAGACGAGUAUGUACAUCCGGGCAUACAGUCCUACAUGAGCAGCCCUCGAACAAUUAUCAUACCUCACGGCGGUAGACGAAGUGUCAGUUUUAGCCUCGAAAAAAUCCAGGUCAAAACCGGCAAGGGAAAAUCGAGAAAGAUCAGCCAAACCGACUUCUCAGCGAAGAUCGGGACCUUCAGCAUCACAAUAACGCUUUCCUUCGAGGAGUUCUCGCCGAAGUUCUUCGGGACCUUCUUCGCUAUCAUUAAUAUCAACAACAAACCGACUCCUAUGAAGUUCUUGUCUUUAAUUCCAAGCAACAUAGAAGUAACCGCAAAGACGAUCGACGCCCUUCAUGGUCAAAAGCUGAACAGCUCCGCCAUUCCCAUCAGCUGUGAUAAUUGCCGAUUCCACGGGCUCAUGGUGCGCGCGAGAAACAACGAUGUUUACAACAUACCGUCCAGCCGGUUUAGAGUUAAACAAAUGCCAAAUAGGCAAUUAACUAUAGAAAUAAACGUGAAAGACCCGCAGCCGCAAGAUUUCGGUGAUUACUUCGGUCUGAUUGAAAACAGCAGGGGGCAGGAGGAGAGACAUAAAAUUCUGACUGUUCGAGUGAUUAAACUGAACCGCUUCGAAGUAGCCUGCGAUGUGCAAGGCAACUACAACAACAUCACAAAAUACGAAUGCGCGGACUGCCAACUGACUGACAUACUGUGCAACGGACAGUCAGUCUUGGCUGCUGGGCGCGUCACCAUCAUUCCCCAAUCGCAGCAAAUUAGUUACAACUUCCCAAGUUUCGCGGACCAGUUCUCCUGCGUGUACAUGGGUUUCUUCAAAGUUAAAGACACAGUUUAUAAGAAAGUGGUGGCAGUUAUUGACACUGUGAAAAUCCCCGAGGUGGUUAAAAUACCGGCACCUAAAGAAGACGAUAGCUUGGACCAGGAAAUCGUGUUCGAGGCGGAAAAUGAUGCCUGUGACGUCAGAGAGAUAAUCGUCAAUGGAAUCAGUUUGGAGCAAUCCGCUAGGAGAUCAUCAUCAGCUGGCCAAGCUAUGUUCCAAGUCACUCAGAACACUAUAAACAUUCACAUAGGCCCGUUCCUGGAGGCCUAUGCUGGCACAUACCAGGCCAAGUUCGCGUGUGGAGAUGAAACCAUCACUAAGAACAUCAUGGAGGUCACAUUGGAUGAACAUUCUGGUAAGUCGAAAAUCAAAAUUUAA
Messenger RNA from Cydia fagiglandana, 2072 nucleotides. RefSeq lists its product as uncharacterized. The coding region runs from base 36 to 2072 and encodes 678 amino acids. NCBI's taxonomy places the organism in Eukaryota, Metazoa, Arthropoda, Insecta, Lepidoptera, Tortricidae. The record is from RefSeq and is a predicted model, not a curated record. The transcript is spliced from 19 exons.